GCGCGUGUCGAGCGGCAGCCAUUCUGAGACUUGCGCCCCUCUGUUUUGAAAGUGUAGAUGAGGUGACGCUAUGCAUUCACUGUGAUUUCUUCCUUGUGCCCAGAACGACGAGGCCAGUUGGUAGUGAAGAAGUAUUAGUCGUAGCAUAUAGAAGGCGGUAUCUGAUACAAUCUGAGACCAGAUGGAGCAGGAAGUGAAUCGUCACCAGCCCAUGGGGGUCCCUCACUCAUUUGGCAGGUGGAGGAGUGCACUGCAGUCUGUAAGUCAAGAUUCCAGUAGUGAGCAGUCUUCUGUAUGGAAUGAGGGCACAUGUAACAAAAUCUCCAGAAGUGAUGGAGAAAAUAUGAUAGAUAAUUGUUCCUCUGUUACAAAGCUGCAUGGGAAUCAAAGAAGAGGCCCUCUCAUACCCCUUAGAGAUGUGAAUAAUUCUAUAGAACCUACAGAGGGGGUUCAAGUCCUGGGUACUCAGUCUGCCAAGAAGCAGUAUGGCUACAAAUCUAUCACCAGUUUCAGGAAAAGUCAUCAGCGAAGGUCGUGUGCACCUCGCUUUAUGAACACAGGAUCUGAAUCUCCGUGGGCUACCAAUGCCACAGCUAAUGAAGGUUACAAAAAUGAUAAAACUAAUAACCUGUACUCUUCGGCAACCAAGUUUCCAGUGAGUCAAGGUGAGGAUUGUGAAAAUGUGCCUGAGGAGCCUGCAGUUCCAAAGUUCACCUCCAGGUUUCAGUCACGCCUCAGGAGGAGGAGUAGCUUGCUGAAGUGUGAAGGAGAUGCAGAGACAAAGAUAACUGAGAAUUGCUCUGAAAGUACCAAUGCCACUGCUAAUGAAGGUUACAAAAGUGAUAGAACUAAUAACUUGUAUUCUUCGGCAACCAAGUUCCCAAUGAGUCAAGGUGAUGAUUGUGAAAAUGUACCUGAGGAGCCUGCAGUUCCAAAGUUCACCUCCAGGUUUCAGUCACGCCUCAGGAGGAGGAGUAGCUUACUAAAGUGUGAAGGAGAUUUAAAGACAAAGAUUCAAGAUAAUGUAAUCGAGAAUUGCUCUGAAAGUAAAGACAAAAGUAGAAAUGAACAUAAAACAAUUCUUGAAGAUGAACAGGAGGAGGCAGAUGUUAUUUCUUCCCACUUCAAAAGUUCCAAAGUCAGAAUGGAUAAUCAGGAAGAGCCAGCCAGUGAGAAAGAGAGUGAACAGAAAUCCCACUUCCUUGUGGGGGAAGGAAGAAGGCGAUUAAGUGGAGCAAAAGGAAGAAGGUCUCUGCUUGAGUUUGCAAGACAGAGAGCCCUGGUUUCUCAGUCCUCUGUGGAAAGAGUGACAGCCUCAGGAGGAAGUGAAAUAGCUCCCUCAGGACAAAGACCUGGUAUUUCAGUGUGCAGAUCACGCUUCAGUCAGUGGAUGCCAAACGGGAGUUUGGGAAAGAUCAGCCAGCAGAAAGACUUGCCAGUGACAAACAAAGCAGAGGGGAACAAGUUACAGGAUUGUCGGAAGAUGUUGGCAUUUGAGAGUGGAGAUGAGGGAGAGGACAGUGAGGACCAGACUGCCCCUCUCUCCAUGCUGGUUCAGACACCAAUCAUGAAUAGAGCAUCUGUUCUUCAGAAUCCCAGAGAUCAAAAACAGCAAAAAAAAGUCUGUGAGCCUAUUAUCAAGAAAAGCCUCCUUGAUAAUGGUGUGAAGACUUCGAGGUUCAGGAGAAAGAGUAUUGUAAUUCGCCAGCAGCCAGAGGAUAAUUCUGCUUCAUCACAUCAAAAUAUGGAACUGAAGGUUUCAAGAUUUACCCCUCCUAUUACCAACAAAAGUGUGAAUCCAUCAAGUGAAGCUUUGCUAUGGCACAGAACACAACCAGAAAACUCUGAUGCUCCCAGUCACACACUACAGGAAGCCAGCACUUACAGCUGCUCAAGUAUAAGUAGUGAGAAGAAAAUUAAUGUUCCUGCACAUCCAGGGUCCACCAAGAGAAUGCAAAGACGAAGAAGUGCUGCUGUCCUAUGUGUUCGUACUCCAAUGAAGAGAAAAAGUAUGAGCUUUGAGCCAAAGAGCACCUCUAAGUUGAUUUGUUCUUCUGUUUCAUCAAAAACAUUAGGUGCUAAGGGAACACAGAAACAUAUUAAGUCAAGAAGAAGUUUGAUUGUGGGUACACAGUUAUCUUCACUGCCUCAGUCAGUGAACAAAGUGAUCCCAUCUGACAGUGAAUGUUUGCAUGAAGAGAAUACAAUGCAAGAUAAAGUGACAUCUGGCAAUUCUAAUAAAGUUGAUGCCUCCACGAACACAACAAUUAACUUUGCCAAGAUCAAGCAUUUAGAUUUAAAAGUCUUAAAAGAUAUUGAAAGCCUUCUAAAGGAGCAAGAAGAAUUAAAUGCUGAAGCAGUCCUAUUGCAGGAUAAGACUACAGCAAGGCGUCUGGAAAUGAAGCAAAAGAAGCUGAUGGAGAGUUUUGCAACUUCAAUAUCACCGUUAAAGAGACUAAAAGCCAUGUUCUCAGAAAACCAUGUGGAGGAAGGUGAAGUAAAGGAAAGCCCUCAACAAGACAAGGCUGAAGGUGAGAGUGGUGCAUGUGAAAGUGCUGUUGCCACACAAGAGUCGCACUGUUCCUUGGACCAGAGUGGGACAGAGUGGGUGAGUCCCAAGGCACCUCUUGACAUCAGGAACCACCAGAUACAGUGGAGGCGACGGCAGCAGGACAACAGGUUAACAAGGACAUUCCAAGAAUCCAGUAUCAAAGAGGAGGAGUUUGCAGAACCUUACCAAGGAGACACCUCCCCCUUCACUAUUCUGGUGGGUGACUGUGAGCGGCCAUCUCUUGCCCCAAUGACACCACACUCACGUAAACAUGUGGGUAUGCUGAAGUUGAGCUUGAAGGAACAGCUGGAGCAAUUAUAUAAUAACUGAUCAGGAAAGGCAACUUCCAUAUUUUUAGUUCUUUUCUGUAGUAGGGCAUAGAUUUUUCAGUAUUUUUAUUGAUAAACUGUGUUUGUAUAGUUGUGGUGAGCAGAACACUUUUCCAUGUACUAUCUGCCACAUUUUGUAAGGGUCUUUGAGCUGUCAGUGAGCAGAGAGGGGGAAGGAGAAAAUUGUUAGCUACUUUUGAGAUUACUGUAGUUGUCUUAUUAUUAGUAGUGGGUAAACUACAAUGUGGGUAACCCUAUCAUAACAUACUUGUACAUUUGUGUUGUGGGCUGCUGAGAGAGAGAGAGAGAGAGAGAGAGAGAGAGUUCUCUCUUAUGUUAUGACCCCCUGCCCACAAGCCCUACAGUACAAGUAUGUCUACCAUAUCUCAUUGUACUGCUACAACUAACAAGACAAGUAAUUAUCCCUUCCCUUUGCCCAUUCCCUCACAGCUCAAAGACACUCACUGCACAGUACUCGUCAAAAUAUUUGGUGAAGACUGGUUCCCUGGAUUUUUUAGCUGGAUUUUUUAGGGUGAUAUGUGAGAUGAGUUUCAGGUAAAGCAAUUAGUACCAUCACCUUAAGGUUCCCAGGCAUCUGCUUAGACCCCUAAACUGUUUUUUUUUUCUUGCUUACACACAAUUUUUUUUUUUUUUAAUGUAGUUAAGGUUUUGUGCCUUCAAUAGCUUGUUAUUCUAGAGCCUGCUAAUCUAAGCCACACAGAUGUGAUAGCCCAGAUAUUGCUCUGGAGUAGAUGGACCACAAAAUCAAGGAAAGAGUUGGUAGGUGUAGGGAAGCUGACAGGCUGGUGCUAAUGUAUUACACCCUCCGGAAAAUAGUGGUCAGCUAUGCCUUGGAAAAGCUUUGGAAGACUUUUCUGAGAGCACAGACUGUGUUAAAAACAUUGUGGAGCCUGUCCUACGUGUGACGGCAAGACGAGUAAAGGAAGUUUCCCAGGAGACAGCAGAACUAGUCACAGGCACAAUCAGCUUACCACUGCAUUGUUAACUUACACCAACUAUCAUUUUUCUUGAUUUCAUGGCCUGCCUCCUUCAAACCAAAAUUGUCUGGGUUUAUCACAUGUGUGGCUGCAACUGGUAGAGGCCAUUCUAAGCCAGCAAAACCACAAAAGCCACCUGUAACUGCAUAAGGAAAAUGUGUGUUCAGUAAGAAAAACAAUAAAGUCUUUGCAUACAUACAUGUACUGAAACUGUCACCCAAGUUAUCCCAGAAAGUACAAUGCCUAUCAGCAGAAUCCUAAAUGGGUGGUUUUGUAUAAACCAGUCUCUCUCUCUCUCUCUCUCUCUCUCUCUCUCUCUCUCUCUCUCUCUCUCUCUCUCUCUCUCUCUCUCUCAGCCCAACAGCAAUCAGUUACCAUAGCCUCACCUUUUUUAUCCCUUGCAUUAUAUAGCUAGGUACUAUCCAUUACAGACACUUUGAGGCUUUUCAAUAUCUUCCAAACAAACAGUUGAAUCAGUGAAAUUUUGGCACAGCUUGUUUGACACCUAGUUUAUGGCACUACCAUGCAUUGCCAAGUGUUUCACUAGGGAGGUCACUCUCAAGCUUCUAAGGCAAAACUGGCAAGAGUCAAGUAGAUGUAGUUGUGACAUGUAAAGGGGAUAUGGAGUUUGGAGGAAGGGGAAGACUGGAGUUAGGGGAGAGGUAAUAGAGUGACUCAUGUAUGAAUGUCAUAAACACUCUAUGUGAGACCUUCCUGUAUCCAAAUAUCUCCUUGGCUCUUGUGAGCUUCAUCUUAAAAUCAUCUUAAUGAAACACUUGGCAAUGCACUGGCAAACAAGCUAUGCCAAAAUGUCAUAUUAAUCCAAUAUUUUUUUUAAGAUUCUUGCUGCAAGAAAUCAUGCCUCAUAGGGUCUGAAAUGGACAGUAGCUGCAUUUACUGUCAAAAUGUGUACUUUGGAGAUCAGCUGCUGCAUACCAAAGGUGAAUUUACCAAAUUGUACAAAUUGAGUGCCCUGUGUUACAGUCCUGUCUUCAUGCUCACAUUGUUCUUAUUUUGAAUAAAAUGAAUUAAUUA
This is a messenger RNA of Scylla paramamosain (green mud crab), 4913 nucleotides long. RefSeq lists its product as uncharacterized. The transcript has 12 exons. NCBI's taxonomy places the organism in Eukaryota, Metazoa, Arthropoda, Malacostraca, Decapoda, Portunidae. Bases 182 to 2881 code for a protein of 899 amino acids. The record is from RefSeq and is a predicted model, not a curated record.